This is a messenger RNA of Chenopodium quinoa (quinoa), 1089 nucleotides long. RefSeq names its product F-box/FBD/LRR-repeat protein At1g16930-like. The record is from RefSeq and is a predicted model, not a curated record. Bases 1 to 1089 code for a protein of 362 amino acids. Lineage: Eukaryota; Viridiplantae; Streptophyta; Magnoliopsida; Caryophyllales; Amaranthaceae. The transcript has 3 exons.
AUGAAGUAUCUUUGGACUUUGGUGACCACUCUUGAAUUGGUUGAUUUUAAAGAUGAAAGGCCAGAGAAAUUUGAUGGGUUUGUUAGUCAUGUCUUACAACAUUGCAAGUCGAUUAACUUGGAAAAAUUCCGUUUGGCUUGUCGAGAAUCAAGGGACUUGUGCCUUAUAGACGAUUGGAUUUCUUCUGCAGUGAGUCGAAAACCUAAACAGCUUAUCUUGGAUUUGUUUGGUGAUACUAUCAAUUUCAGAGAAAUCGUACUUUCUUCGUACCCUACUUGCAGCAUUACCUAUAACACGAUUGUAAUCCUCAAGUUGAAGUCAUGCUUCGAGAUUGAGAUACCUGAAUCAUUGGCCUCUUUUCCGUGUCUCAAAAUCCUGCAGUUUACGGGCUGGUUUCCUUACGAAAACCAUUGCUCUGCAUUAGACAGACUACUCUCUAACAGUCCUGUGUUAGAGGAUUUACACCUUGAGGGAUAUCUUGAAUCAGAAGCUGAAUUUGAGUUUGAUUUAUGUGUUCCUACUCUGAAGCGAUUGAGGUUAAAUCUGAAAACUGAUGUACACGGAGUUCAUCCACACACUGUCACCAUUGAUGCCCCGAAGCUGGAAGAUUUCGAUAUAGCAGAUGGAACUUGUGCAGAGUAUGUAAUGAAGAAUGUGGGUUCUUUAGAUUUUGUUGAUGUUGAUUAUGAAGCCUCUUGGACCGAUGUUCCUGAAGAUGAUCAUAUUCGUCGACUGCUUGGGCUUCUUUUUGGCAUUGCUAAGACUAAGGAAUUAUCAAUAUCUGUUGAUUCUUUACUGAAUCUGAAAUCAUCUGUCAGUCGCCCUUGGCCACAAUUUUCCCAUUUUGACGGCGUUGGAGUUGGGGAGUAUCUGCUGAAAAAUGGUCAAGUGCUACAGGCUAUGGUGAUCACAACCGAUCCUUAUCCACUAGACGAUGAGAUGGAGGAGGAAAUACUGAUGUUUGAUACAGCUUCCGAGACUUGUGAGGUCCAUGUUUACGAGAAGGUAAAGAGGAAGCUUUCUGAGAAAGAUUUGGAUUUACUGGAAGUAUUAUUUGAUGGAGACUUCCAACAUAUUCGUUCUAUCUAA